This is a messenger RNA of Etheostoma spectabile (orangethroat darter), 1263 nucleotides long. Its product is annotated as dual specificity protein phosphatase 8. Gene Ontology annotation, cellular component: cytoplasm. NCBI's taxonomy places the organism in Eukaryota, Metazoa, Chordata, Actinopteri, Perciformes, Percidae. The record is from RefSeq and is a predicted model, not a curated record. Gene Ontology annotation, biological process: peptidyl-tyrosine dephosphorylation; negative regulation of MAPK cascade. Gene Ontology annotation, molecular function: protein tyrosine/threonine phosphatase activity; MAP kinase tyrosine phosphatase activity; MAP kinase tyrosine/serine/threonine phosphatase activity.
CGCUGUGCUCGUGGGCAGGGGGCUGACAGCGCAGAAGCGACUGCGCGUGCGCGAAGCUGCCCAGGCAUCGAUUGGCUGACGAUGACAUCACCCAGCCAAGCUCUAUUGUGGGAACGAUGAGCUCAUCGUUUAGAAGGCAGUUGGUGAUCGCAGAGUGAGGACAGAGGACUGUCAGCACACCUGGGACAGAGACUGGGAUACACACUGGGACAGACCCUGGGACAGAGACUGGGACAGACCCUGGGACAAAGACUGGGAUUGCUCUGGGCUUCUGCUGCAACAACAGGACUGUCCGUCCAUUUCCACAGGGACACUAACAGUGUCCCCUGUUGUCCUGCAGGUAUGGUCUGGUCCCGGCAGAGCGAGGCGGAGCGGCCCGCGCUGUCCGCCAUCCUCCCGCGGCUCUACCUGGGAGCGGAGAGCGACGUCACGCAGGUUUGUGAAGGAGCGUCGGCCCUCCAUUUCCCCAAACUUCAACUUCCUGGGUCAGCUGCAGCUCUUCCAGGGGACUCUGUGCCAGAAGGCCUCGGGGGGGGACGUCCACACCUGGCAGCUGGACGACCGUCUGCCAUCCAUCAACAACAUGAGUCCUCCGGCUGAGAACUGGCAUGAUGACACAGAGCGGAGAAGACAGAGACACUCGGAGACAGAUGCAGGGGGACAGCAGCCGGCGUCUCUGUCGGGGGAGCUUCAGACUCUUCAAAUCCAGACCGCUUGUGAGCUUCCAGCUCCAAGCCCCUGUGAGCCAGUCCGACCAUUAGCAAAGCCCACACAACUCCAACUCCCAGCAGGCUCUGCUUCUCUAUCAGAGAAACGCAAAAGCCUCACCCUGUCUUUGACCCCGUUGGGAAUGCACCCCCCCUCCCCAGCGAGCAGCAGCCAGCAACCAAGGAGCACCAACACGUCUCAGAGUGUCCACCAGGGGGAGACGGGACAAAAGGCUGAAGCAAAGACCCGGGUGGACAAUGUCCACCGCAGGCAGGCCGAGGACAGCCGCAGGAAACAUGGGGACAGUGUCCCCCCCAAGCAGUUUGAGGACAGUCUCCGGGAGCAGAGUCCCUACCACGGCCUGGGGAAGGACCAGGGCCUGCUGUCUCCAUUCAGCUUCACCCUCAGCAAGCUGCUGGACUGGGGGGAGAGGGUGCUGCUGGGGGGCCUGUUUGUCCACCCUGUUAGGAUGGGACAGCCAGCACUGCCCAACAGGUGCUGAGGAGGCCCGGCUGGUGUGUGUGUUCGUGUGUGUGUGUGUGUGUGUGUGUGUGA